Phytophthora megakarya is the source of this 363-nucleotide messenger RNA. NCBI's taxonomy places the organism in Eukaryota, Oomycota, Peronosporomycetes, Peronosporales, Peronosporaceae. The record is from the annotation of a GenBank genome assembly.
AUGGUCAUUUUUGGGAACCAAUUCAUCGAAGACUAUGCUAUUUAUGCGUCAGGUUUGUAUGUAAUGCGAGAGAUUGACUUCGCUACGAUGAUGAAGGACACCACCCAAGCACAGAUCCAACGAGUGUUAGAGGUGGAGCGUGAUCAGGGAGAUCAAGUGGUCGACCACCAAAAGACUUUGGAUCUGGAGGCGCAAGAUUUCACGGAGGUGGAUCCGCGCUGGAUCCAUGCCUACAGAUCUUUCAGUGUUCUUAAAUCCAAGAUCGCCACUACCCCCAUCCCGAGGCACUUUGAUCCAGAUCGAAGAGCUACGAUCGUGGUAUACGCUAGUGACUGGGCCAUUUCAGGAUCACUGAUGCAGUAA